Messenger RNA from Meloidogyne enterolobii, 807 nucleotides. The record is from the annotation of a GenBank genome assembly. Lineage: Eukaryota; Metazoa; Nematoda; Chromadorea; Rhabditida; Meloidogynidae.
AUGGCCUAUAAAUUUGUUGGAAAGUGGAAACUUUGUGAUUCUACCAACUUUGACGAAUAUUUGAAGCAAGUUGGAGUUGGCUUAUUGACUCGUACUGCUGCUAAGGCUAUCAAACCGGAAUUGGAAUUUGUGGUUGAUGGAGACAAGUGGAAGAUGACGUCAACUUCAACUUUUACCACGUGGGUGUGUGAAUUUUUGUUGGGUGAAGAAAAGGAGCAGGCAACUGCUGAUGGGCGUAAAUUGAAGUGCACCUUCACUUUUGUUGACGGAAAACUUAUUGAAGAACAGAAGAAGAUUAAAGAUGAUGACAAGGAAAGCCAUUUUGAGCGUUAUAUUGAUGCUGAUGGAAAAUUGGUGAUUACUUGUAAGAGUGGAAAUGUUGAAGCUGUUCGAAAGUAUGAAAAAAUUUAAAGGAAGAAAAGGGAAGGUUUGAGAGUACAAAAAGGAACACAUUUUUUGAUAUAAAAAAUUUUUUUAAUUGAUAAUUUUGCUGCCUUUUUUGGACUUUAAUGUGGGCAUUCUUUUAAUUGUAUUCACUUUAAUUUAAAAAUUUAAUUGAUUAUAAAUGUAAAAGGCGCUUUAAUUAUUUUUAUAAUUUUUGUUUUGGGUUAUUUGCCUGAUUACUUUUUAAAUAUUGUGUACUUGAUUUUUUUUGUAGACUGAAGAGAUUCUUGUCGUGUAUGUGCGUCUUUUAUGUGCGUAUUAUUAUUUCUUUUAAGGGUCUGAUUUGGUCAGCCAAUCAUAAAAACGAGUUAUCCCACAUAAGCGCACAUCACGACUUUCGUUCUUUAUCAGGCUGUAACUUUC